Molecule: messenger RNA, 2598 nt
Organism: Myotis davidii
Lineage: Eukaryota; Metazoa; Chordata; Mammalia; Chiroptera; Vespertilionidae
Gene: SYDE1
Product: synapse defective 1, Rho GTPase, homolog 1 (C. elegans)
Exons: 8
Biological process (GO): signal transduction
Source: RefSeq, a predicted model, not a curated record
CCUUGCUCUCCAACAGGCCACCCAGCCCAACGCCUGGAGCCCAGCCCUCCAGAGCCAGAGCCCCAGGCCUUCGAAGGGUCCCAGGCUGGAGCAGAGGGGCCCCCCAGCCCUGAGGCAUCUCGAAGUCCCUCACGAGGGGCCUACCUGCAGAGCCUGGAGCCCAGCAGCCGAAGAUGGGUACUGGGCGGGGCCAAGCCCCCAGAGGAGGCCUGUUUGGGGCCUGGGGCACCUGGCAGUGGGGAGCCUGCAGGCGAGAUCUGGUACAACCCCAUCCCUGAGGAGGACCCCAGACCCCCCGCACCUGAGACCCCAGGACCACAGCCAGGCUUAGCUGAGCCAGAGGGCGUGGCCCCACAAGGUGUGGCUCCUUCCAACUCCCCAACCAAAGCCUCUCGAACUAAGUCCCCAGGCCCCGCCCGCCAACUCGAGGCUGCCCGGCUGCUGCGAGCCCUGGUGCUGGUGUGGGACCCUUGUGUGCGGAGGCACCGGCCCUGCGCCCAGGGCACCGUGCUGCUGCCCACGGUUUUCCGAGGGUGCCAAGCCCAGCAGCUGGCUGUGCGCCUGGAGCCUCAGGGGCUGCUGUAUGCCAAGCUGGCCCUGACGGAGCAGCGGGAAGCACCCCACACAGCUGAGCCCCGUGUCUUCGGGCUGCCCCUGCGGCUGCUGGUGGAGAGGGAGCAGCCCCCGGGCCAGGUGCCGCUGAUCAUUCAGAAGUGUGUGGGGCAGAUCGAGCGCCGAGGGCUGCGGGUGGUGGGGCUGUACCGUCUAUGCGGCUCAGCAGCUGUGAAGAAAGAGCUUCGGGACGCCUUUGAGCGGGACAGUGCAGCAGUCUGCCUCUCAGAGGACCUGUACCCCGAUAUCAAUGUUAUCACUGGCAUCCUCAAGGAUUAUCUUCGAGAGUUGCCCACCCCACUCAUCACCCAGCCCCUCUAUCAAGUGGUGCUGGAAGCCAUGGCCCGAGGGCCCCCGAGCAGGGCUCCCCCCAGCACUGAGGGUACCCGUGGGCUCCUCAGCUGCCUGCCAGAUGUCGAGAGGGCCACGCUGACGCUUCUCCUGGACCACCUGCGUCUCGUCUCUUCCUUCCACACCCACAACCGCAUGACCGCGCAGAACCUGGCUGUGUGCUUCGGCCCCGUGCUGCUGCCCGCGCGCCAGGACCCCGGCAGGCCCCGCAGCCGCAGCUCUGGCCCGGGCCUUGCCAACACAGUGGACUUCAAGCGACACAUCGAAGUUCUGCACUACCUGCUGCAGGCCUGGCCAGAUCCCCGCAGGUCCCCAGAGGCUACGGACCUCGACCCGUACUUGCAGCCCAAACAACAGCCGCCGCUGCACUUGCCGCUGGCGGCUCCUGAAGUAGUGACUCGGCCUCGCGGUCGGGGCGGCCCCGAGAGCCCUCCGAGUAACCGCUACGCCGGCGACUGGAGCGUUUGUGGGAGGGACUUUUUGCCCUGUGGGCGGGACUUCCUUUCCGGGCCCGACUAUGACCACGUGACGGGCAGCGACAGCGAAGACGAGGAGGCAGGGGAGCCUACAGGCGCCGCAGACUUCGAGGAUGACUUCGAAGCGCCCUUCAACCCGCACCUGAACCUCAAAGACUUUGAUGCCCUCAUCCUGGACCUAGAGAGAGAGCUUUCCAAGCAGAUCAAUGUGUGCCUCUGAGCCGGGCGGGGCGGGACCCCGGAUACCAAGGGCCGGGCUCCUGGUUGCUGAGACAGUGCCCUAAAGAUAGAAAGGGACCAAACCUGUCUUUCAGGCCUAGCUCCGGAUGGCUGGCGACCAGCCAGCAGAUGCUGAGAUUUAAUUUCUCAUUUCCAGUGCUAAAUUAUUUGGGUACUGGUUGCAAAGGCCAGGGACUGGAGAUUUGGGGACCAGCUGUUGUGGCCAUCUUUUCAGAGGACCAAGAGCAUCUCCCCCUUGCUGGGCUGGCCUCUCUUGCCUCCCCUUGGCCCGGGCAACUCCAGUUAAUGUGAGCAUCACCCUGGGAUGGUGAGACACCCCCCAGUCAAUCCUCUUGCUGCUGCCAACCAAAUCAGUAUUAGCUUUGAGCAUUGCACUCUGCUUCUCCCUCCCUUUGGGAGGGCCCAAGGACUGUGAGGAGGUUUGGGGUGGGGUCAAGAGCAGCCCCUACCUGGGCUCCAGCUGGAUAUGGGGUAGCCUGGGCUUAUAAAAAUACAGUAGGUUUCCCCACUCUCUCCCAGGGAAAACCCCACAAUUGCCUCAAACCAGCACAUUGAGAUCGUAGAGUUUGGCCCUUCCCCUCCCCAAUUCUUCCUCAGCGUCCUUGAAGAAACUGAGCACUUAUAAGACCUCCCUUUUGGAGGGGCCCCACCUGAAGUGUCAGGCUGGGGCACUUUGGUACGGAACAUAUUUAUUGCCUCUGUGUGUGUGUGUCUGCGUGUGAGGAUGCGAGUGCAUGGACACGUCUGGAGCAGACGUGUGGGGCUCUUUCAGGGACCACAGAGCGGGGAAGGGUUCACAGUGCUGAGUACCCUGAAAUCCCCAGUACUGGUGCCCAGUGGGAGAGUAGGGUCCCCGUCCGUCUACCCCCCUCUUCCCCUCACUUCCAUCUUUGUGAACAAUAAAUCAAUAUGCACAGGU